Messenger RNA from Arabidopsis lyrata subsp. lyrata, 928 nucleotides. Its product is annotated as trigger factor. The coding region runs from base 143 to 745 and encodes 200 amino acids. Gene Ontology annotation, biological process: protein transport; protein unfolding; 'de novo' cotranslational protein folding. The record is from RefSeq and is a predicted model, not a curated record. NCBI's taxonomy places the organism in Eukaryota, Viridiplantae, Streptophyta, Magnoliopsida, Brassicales, Brassicaceae. The transcript is spliced from 9 exons. Gene Ontology annotation, molecular function: protein folding chaperone; ribosome binding; peptidyl-prolyl cis-trans isomerase activity.
GUCGUAACUAAAUAUUCUUCAUUCAUAGGGGAAAAAAGAAGAAAAAGAUAGAAUCAUGUUUCCCUGAGUUCUGCUUCUUCCUUUAUCUCCGACUCUUUCAGACAAGAGCAAUAAGGCGCCACAGAACCAACAGUUAUCGAUAAUGCAGACAAUCAUUCACAAUCUCUCGUUUUGUAGCUUUUAUUCUACAAUUAUUGAUCCCAAACCGAGUUUCCAAUUUUCUUCUUUUGUAACUCUUGCUCCAACUUUUUCAGUGCAACAGAAACUCUAUACAAGAGCAACGAAUAAACAAUUUAUCGCCGUUUCUGCAGCACCAUCAGCAGAUGUAGAGACUUCUUCUAAGGAUGAAUCUUUUUUGGUUACGAAAGUAGAGACUAAAAACAUCAAUGAAGUGAAGGUGCAUGUACAAGUAUCAGGAGAGAAGACUAAAACAGUAUUCAAUCAUGUAUUUGAGAAAAUGGUUGCUGCAGCUCAGCCAAUACCGGGGUUCCGAAGAGUUAAAGGAGGGAAGACCCCAAAUAUACCCAGAGAUGUUUUGUUAGAGAUCCUUGGAUAUUCUAAAGUCUAUAGGCAGGUGAUAAAGAAAUUAAUUAAUUCUGCUAUCGAAGACUAUGUUAAACAGGAAGACGUUAAGGUUGGCAAAGAGUUGACUGUUGAGCAAAGCUAUGAAGAUCUUGAAGAAACAUUUGAACCAGGUGAAAGUUUCAGCUUUGAUGCUAUUAUAAAGCUUCAAGAAGCGAGUUGAAGAAAGCGUUGAUCCUAAGGUACUUAUGAAUGUGAUUUGUCUUACCUUGUCUGGUAACAAUUAGAUUUCUUGUAGUGUAGGAAAGUUUGAAACUUCAGUUAAUAAAAGUUUGAAACUUCAGUUAUGUGUCGUUCCUCGAAUCUUGUAGUUUUAAUGAGAUGAUUGGUGUGUUCUCCAAAAAAA